This is a messenger RNA of Saccostrea echinata, 1852 nucleotides long. RefSeq names its product bifunctional methylenetetrahydrofolate dehydrogenase/cyclohydrolase, mitochondrial-like. The transcript is spliced from 7 exons. The record is from RefSeq and is a predicted model, not a curated record. Gene Ontology annotation, biological process: tetrahydrofolate interconversion. NCBI's taxonomy places the organism in Eukaryota, Metazoa, Mollusca, Bivalvia, Ostreida, Ostreidae. Gene Ontology annotation, cellular component: mitochondrion. Gene Ontology annotation, molecular function: methylenetetrahydrofolate dehydrogenase (NADP+) activity; methenyltetrahydrofolate cyclohydrolase activity; methylenetetrahydrofolate dehydrogenase (NAD+) activity. The coding region runs from base 25 to 1020 and encodes 331 amino acids.
AAGGUUGCAUGUUAAAGUUACCAUAUGUUUGCAAGGAUGAACAUUGUUGGACAAACAUGUUUUAACCACUUCUUCUCCACUCCUAAAAUAUGCACAGUUUUAAGUAAGAGAUUUAUGUCUGCUAAGUUGAUUGAUGGGCACAAGCUAGCAAGAGAAAUAAAAGAUGAAGUGAAAUUUGAAAUAGAGAAAUUAUUGAAAGCUGGCAAGCGUAGCCCAGCUUUAUGUGUGGUCCAAGUUGGUGAUGAUCCGGCUAGUAAAACUUACAUAAAAAGUAAAAUCAAAGCAUGUCAGUAUACAGGAAUUGAAAGCAGUUCAGUACAUUUGCCAGAGAAAAUACAAGAGACUGAACUUUUGAAUGUGAUCAGAGAUUUAAACAAGGAUGACUUUGUGGAUGGAAUUUUGGUACAGCUUCCGGUUCCAAGGCACAUUACAGAAAGAAGAGUUUGCAACACUGUGGAUCCAAGCAAAGAUGUUGAUGGAUUCAAUGUUAUCAAUGUAGGCAGGUUCUGUUCAGAUCAAAUGACAUUCAUCCCAGCCACUCCAGCAGGCAUUAUGGAAAUGCUUAGACGGACUGGCAUUGAAACCUUUGGGAAAAAUGCUGUUGUCUGUGGUAGAUCAAAAAAUGUCGGAAUGCCUAUUGCCAUGCUACUUCAUGCAGACGGAAUUUAUGAAACAAAAGCUGGUGAUGCAACUACAACCAUAUGUCACAGGUAUACACCACCAGAUCAACUGACUAUAUUCACAAAGACAGCAGACAUAAUUGUUUCAGCAACAGGAAUACCUAAACUCAUUACAGCUGACAUGAUCAAAGAAGGAGCUACUAUAAUUGAUGUUGGUAUCAAUCGAAUCAAAGAUGAGGGAACUGGGAGGACUAAAAUUGUAGGAGAUGUGGAUUUUGAAGAUGUAGCAAAGAAAGCUGGUUUUAUUACACCAGUGCCUGGAGGAGUUGGACCAAUGACUGUUGCAAUGCUGACCAAAAAUACCCUUAUGGCAUACAAAAAGGAAUUUAAGUUUGAAUAAGGAAUUUGUACUGUGAACCUUGUGUCAUCCAGAAUGCAAAGCCACAGAAAGAUGUUUCAUACCAAUGUGCCAAUCUGAGAAUAAAGUGCAGCUUUUGAACAAAUGAUUUUUAAACCAAUAUAUAUAUAUAUAUAUAUAUAUAUAUAUAUAUAUAUAUAUAUAUAUAUAUAUAUAUAUAUAUAUAUAUAGUAGAAUUUUUAGCAAACAUUAAAUUUUGGCAUUGUUAGUGAUAGUGUUGAGUUCGCUAAAAUUUUUGUUAGUUUGUUGUUUUAACAUCCCUUUUGAGAAUUUUUCACUCAUAUAGAGAUGCCACCACCUGCUGGUGGAGGGCUGCAAAUUUAUACAUAUACUCGGCACUUAGGGCCAUUGAGCAGUGAGGGAUCUUUAUUUGUGCCAACACCUACUGACAAAGGGCCUGAGUUUAAACAGUUUCAUCCGAAGGACCGGUCUCCACGUCCCGCAGUGAUUUGAACCCAUGAUGUAAGGACCAGCUCCUUACUCCGCAACUCUUGAGCAGACACUCUAACUACAAGUGGGCGACACUAAAAUUGCCUAUCACUAAUAAUUCCUUCUGCACAAAGGAGGUAAGGUUAUCUUCCAAUUUAUUGUCAAAUCACUAAAUUAACUUUUCGCUAAAAUUGUGUAUUCAUUUUUGAAGCUAAAUCACAAAAGUGUCUUGCCAAAAAUUCAACUUUUAUGAGAUAUAUAUAUAUAUAUAUAUAUAUAUUAAAAUAUUAUAUAAAGACAUAAUUUUAUAAUUGCCAAUUGUUUUGUGACAUUUUAUUUGGAUUUUUUUUUAUUUUUAGUUAAUUAAAAUUGUGGAAAGGUUUAA